Messenger RNA from Diospyros lotus (date-plum), 480 nucleotides. RefSeq lists its product as uncharacterized. Bases 1 to 480 code for a protein of 159 amino acids. NCBI's taxonomy places the organism in Eukaryota, Viridiplantae, Streptophyta, Magnoliopsida, Ericales, Ebenaceae. The transcript has a single exon. The record is from RefSeq and is a predicted model, not a curated record.
AUGUCCAUUACCGUCGACGCCGACUUCACCUUCCCGGCCACCGCCGAUGCUCCGCCGCGCCUCCUCGACUCGCCGCCUCUCUGGCACUCCUCUUCUACGCCCUCCUGCCAUGGGCAAAGAAAAGCUUUGGCGACGAAUAAUGCCAUUGCCAGGCGGAGAAAGAGCUUUUCCUAUGCGGAGCGAGGCCUGAAGGGAGAUGAUGAAGAAGAGGAUAAGAUGGACAUGUUGUGGGAAGACUUCGAUGACUCUAAAGGAGCUUGUUACGGAUCGGGCAUGGAACCGGCGGAGGUGACGUCGCCGGGGAGGGUGGCGGCGGAAUUGGGGUGUGCUGGAGCGCUUAAUAAGCUGUCGAAACGUGGCGGCGGCGGAGCGGUGUUUUCCGGCAAGAAGCCAAGCGCGGUGGUGUUGGUGAAGGUGUUGAAGAAGUUGUUCUUGCUUCGUAACUAUACUCAACGUUCGGUGAAGAAACCAACGUGGUGA